AUGGGUUUGCUAAAGAUUUUAACUUUAUUCCUAUUGCUAUGUGCCGGUGUUAAGUCUGCUCAUUCCCUGUCAUGGCUGCCUUGUAUGUUCAGUGACUUUAUCAUGGUGGUCAAUAAUGAAGGUACGCGUGAUGUUCAGCUCCAGCAAAGACCCAGCAUUCUGCAGUUUGGACAGCAAGGAGAUAGUCCUGUUAACCCUCACGCCAUCACUUUCCUGGUCAUACCUUCCAAGGUGAACCUGCAUAGCUUUAUGCCGGACACAGAUGUGGAUGACCUGGAUUGUGCCAUUCAUAGACAUAACACAGAAGGCGUCCAUGUGAAGUGGCCAAGCCAAAAGUCCAACGAGUACAACUCUUGGUUUAGCAUCAGUCUGACACACACCCAAGGCCUGUUCACUGUCUCUGGAAUCCUCAGAUACCCGUGUGAGCCGCCGUCCUCUGGACAGGAAGAUGUCCGCAAUUGGCCUGCUAUUGAGGACCGACAGACUCUCAUUACUUCAGUUGCAGUGAUCUUGAAAACACUAACUCCAACGGUGACAUCAGGCCUUGGGUUCCAAAAAACACUACAUUGCCAGUUUGCUGUUGACCACAAGACACCAAACCUGACUGCUCUGUGGUAUCAGCAGAACCAUGGAGAACGGCGUACACUCUUCAGUCACGCCACCCGAUCAGGUCAAACUGAGGGCAGAGGCGUUGAACUGAAGAAUAUAGCUGGAGGCGACCUGUCUUACACCCUGCCCUUUACUGAAGUCAAGCAUGCGGGGAUGUAUGUGUGCUCCGCGUCGGUGUUUCCACUGUCUAAUAGCCUUGAUAUAAGUCUACAAAUUAAAGAGUCCCCCCAGGUGUCCCUCAAUGUUGGUCCCAUGCUUACAUUGCAAGAGGGUGAGGAGAAGAAGUUGGUUUGUGAGGCAGCAAAGUAUUACCCUCUAGACGCGCACAUUGCCUGGUACGAGGAGGACCCAGCAUCUUCCGGUCAGAGGGUCGGCGCUCCUCUCCCCAAGGCGCUUGACAAUAUUUUGCUGUCCAGUCAUAAAAAUAAUAUGGACAGGACCUACUCGCUGUCAGGUUUCUUCUACCUCAAGGCGUCGCUCAGACAAUCAGGACGUCAGUUUACUUGCACAGUCUCCCACACAUCUCUGCGAAUGCCAAUUAAAAAAAGUUUCAUUUUGAUAGUUGAAGAACCAACCAGCUGGAUCUUCACACUCACUGUAUGCAGUGUGAUUGUCAUGCUGCUGUCUGCCCUGUAUUUUAUGCUGAGAUACCUUCAUCAAGAAAGACGCUUGCGAUCUGAGGUUAACUACGAGUGCCAAGAGAGCCAAGGUGUCCAAUCUGCAAAGAAGUUAUCGCACCACAUCAGCAUUGGCCACGAGUUGGAGAUUGAAAUGGCGUCUAUGGAGAUCGAGGACUUGAAACUUCAAGACCAGGGCAAAGCGGAGGGACAGCUCAAUAUCAACAGGGGUUUGCUCCACAGCGCCAUCCGCCUGUGA
Nerophis lumbriciformis (worm pipefish) is the source of this 1485-nucleotide messenger RNA. NCBI's taxonomy places the organism in Eukaryota, Metazoa, Chordata, Actinopteri, Syngnathiformes, Syngnathidae. The record is from RefSeq and is a predicted model, not a curated record.